CGUCCAAGAUGUCCGCUGCCAUGUGAUAAAGCAUCGACUGAAGGUCGAUAAGAACAUAGGAGAAACAACAUAGGUUUACUCUACAGACAGCUUAUCUUUUGCCAGUGCAUGACAGAGAUAGACCACUAGUUUGAUUGCAUUUUAAAAAGACGGAGAUGAGGUAGCAGGACCAUGUCAGGAGUUUUAAAAACACUCAGUAUGGAAGACCUUGAAGGUCAACAAGGUCAAGGCGAUUCCAUGGUAUCGGGUCGUAGUCUUGGCAACGGACAACAUAGUCGUCCUCAGUCUCCACUUAAAUUUUUUUCCCAAGCCAAAAAAACAAUAAAUGAUAUCUUCAAAGAAAUACUGGAAUAUAUCAAUGAGUCAAGAACAUUCCUCGCUGAGCACAAAGAUGGGUCUGAGGAAAAGAAACAUGUGGAAGAGUUUCAGGGUAUGGUCAGAGGCAUCAUAGAAGUUUUAGCUCGGGAUCACAUGAAAUGCUGCUUCUUUGGAAGGACUUCUAAUGGGAAGAGCUCUGUUAUAAAUGCUAUGUUACGAAAGAAAAUCUUGCCCAGUGGUAUUGGACACACAACCAACUGUUUCCUCCAGGUUGAGGGUUGUGACGGAAUGGAGGGAUGUCUGUACACUGAGGAGUCCGACGAGCCGAAAAGUGUCAACUCUGUGAAGCAGCUGGCCAGUGCUCUGAGUACAGCCAAGCUGAAGGAAAACUCCUUGAUCAGGAUCUUGUGGCCCAAAGAAAAGUGUCGCCUCCUCAAGGAGGAUGUGGUCUUUCUAGACAGCCCCGGCAUUGAUGUGACUCCUGAUCUAGAUGAUUGGAUUGACAAAUUCUGUCUAGAUGCUGACGUUUUUGUGCUCGUGGCGAAUUCUGAGUCAACUCUGAUGAGGACAGAAAAGAAUUUUUUCCAUAAAGUGAGUGACCGUCUUUCCAAGCCGAACAUUUUCAUUCUCCAGAAUCGGUGGGAUGUAUCGGUGCUUGAGGAGGACACUGAUAUUGAGUCAGUGAAGGAACAACACUACCAGCGAAAUGUUGAGUUUCUCUGUGAUGAACUCAAAGUUGCAAACACUCAGGAGGCCAAGAAUAGGAUCUACUUUGUAUCAGCGAAAGAAGCUCUCAUCUCUCGUCUACAUGAGGAUAACCAGACUCCCACCCCAACCGGAUCCUUACAACGGGACUUCACAGACAGAUUGUUUGAGUUCGCCAACUUUGAGAGAAUGUUUGAAGUGUGUAUCUCUAAGUCAGCUGUAAAGACAAAGUUUGAGCAGCAUGCCAAGAAGGGCAAGACAGUGAACAGUAAUCUGAGGGAGGUGAUGGAGAAAACCUACACAGACAGUUUACACCAAAUGGAAGAGUCGAUACGUGUCCGACAGGAAACAGCUGAUGAACUUGAUUACCUGGAGAAACAGCUGACCUUACUGACUGGUGACAUUAAAGACAAAAUCCGCUUCAUGGUGGAUGACGUCGAACGAAAAGUUUCCACAGCAUUGAGUGAGGAAAUUCGGCGCCUAUCCUCUAUUGUAGAUGAGUUUGAACGCCCUUUCCAUCCUGACCAAGUACUCCUCAAUGCCUACAAGAAGGAACUACACUUGUUUGUGGAGGGCACUGUCUGCCAGAACCUGACAGGCCGGUGCUCUACGGCCAUAGAGAAGACUAUAGAAAGGGUCGAGACGCAGCUCACAGAGCGUAUUGCUGUGUUACUUCCGGAGGAAACUAAACAACAGCUGUACAGCCUGGUACCGCGACGUGACUUUGAGAUUGCUUACCGUCUGGACUGUCGUAAUCUGUGUGCUGACUUUCAGGAGGAUAUACAGUUUCGUUUCUCCGUGGGUCUCACUGCUCUAAUGCAGCGGUUCCUGGGUAAAAGGGGAACACACUCUGUUUUGACAGGUCACUCGAAUACGAUACCAAGACCAAUGUCAGAGGGAGGCCCCCAAACACCUAUUGGAGAGUUUUAUCGUCCACUUGCCCCUGAGCAGAACAAUCAAGUGCUCAUCUCCAUGAUUACCACCUUUGCUUCAAUCACGUCGCGUACCACCAUGGGGGCCAUCAUCGUUGGAGGUCUUAUUGCCAAGGCAGCAGGCUGGAAGGUGAUUGUGGUGACUAGCGGCCUGUAUGGCCUGCUUUACAUGUAUGAGCGGCUGACUUGGACAAACAAAGCCAAGGAGCGAGCGUUCAAACGUCAGUAUGUUGACUAUGCAUCCAGUAAACUCAAACUGAUCGUGGAUCUGACCAGUGCCAACUGUAGCCACCAAGUGCAGCAGGAGCUGUCGUCUACUUUUGCACGUCUCUGUAAUCAAGUUGAUCUAUCAAAGAACAAACUUCAGGGAGAAAUUGGUGAUCUUGACAAAAGCCUUGCCCAUCUCAAAGAGAUAUCGGCCAAGGCAAAACUUCUCAGAAACAAGUCUGAUUGGUUAGACAAACAGCUGAAUGGAUUCAUUGAAGAGUUUCUGGUGAAACCAGACGCGUGAUAGGACUGUUAAGUGGUUUACCUAAGUCAGACCAGUAUCGGCUGCACUAGGACAGAGACUGUGGUCAGUUUGUGGCAUCCUAUGAAUGAUACUAUCAAAAUGUUGGUGAUCAUUACUGUUUAACAGAAACCUUUCACAUACAUUAACCAUUGGAGGAAGAUGAUAUCAACACUCAGCAGUUCUGUGUGUUGCGCAUACUCAACUUCACCGUUAUACCAGGGCUGUACCAUUUCAUAUUAGCAUUCAGUUCGAUUUUGAAAACAAUCUACAAGCCCAGCGUAAUUUUGCCAGGUGUUGAGCUUGUAAAAUCGUAUACCUAAGUCUACCAAAGAGAGGAAAGGACUCUUGGAAAAGAUUUUAUCUGACAUGUGUUGAAAACUUGAAUAUACUGUAAGCAUCAAAUAUGAAAUAGACUUUAUUUAUUGAAAUGCUAUUAUAUCCUCUAUGUACAUGUUGGCUAUGAUUAUUGAAAUAGACUAUAUCUGACCUUCAACCUUUCUGUGUACACCAAUGAAUUCUGUUGUGUAAUAUGAUAAAUUCACCAGUCUCAGCCAUCUCUCAUCACCCAUCAUGGAUAGUCUGUUCAUUUUUCAUUUCAAGGAAGUGUUUGUUGACAUGACACAUUUAAUUUUACAACUGAAUCUGCAAAAUGUAACCAGUUUCUGUGAAGUAAUUCUUAACCGCCAUAUAUCAGUUGUAGAAUUAUUCAUCAGAUCAGAUACAAAUGUGACGCAUUGAGUGAAGUUACACAUCAGUAACUCUAGAGUGGAAGUACGCAUCAGUAUCACUAGAGAGGAAGUACGCAUCAGUAACUCUAGAGAGGAAGUACGCAUCGGUAACUCUAGAGAGGAAGUACCCAUCAGUAACUCUAGAGAGGAAUUACGCAUCAGUAACUCUAGACAGGAAGUACGC
Molecule: messenger RNA, 3378 nt
Organism: Mizuhopecten yessoensis (Yesso scallop)
Lineage: Eukaryota; Metazoa; Mollusca; Bivalvia; Pectinida; Pectinidae
Product: mitofusin-2-like
Exons: 18
Coding region: 172-2466 (764 amino acids)
Biological process (GO): mitochondrion localization; mitochondrial fusion
Cellular component (GO): mitochondrial outer membrane
Molecular function (GO): GTP binding; GTPase activity
Source: RefSeq, a predicted model, not a curated record